UGGCGCUCACCUCUAAAGUAGCGCUAAAAUGCUGGAGUCGGUUCUUUGCACGAGUGUCACAAGUAUAGCGACGAGAUGCAUAAAAACAAAAGCGCAAACGUUGUACUUUUCCAGAUGACCUCAGCGCUGAUUGUAGCGUGUUUUUUGGUGUACAAGGCCGACUGUUAUCGUCUGAAGAAAGCAGACAGAAGAAAAUAUUCACCUGAGGGCCUCAGGCGGGGUAAGAUUGUGUUUGGGGAGGUUCUUCAUGGGGAUCCCCCUUUGUUGGAAGAAAAAUCCAAGAAGGCAAACAUUUCUGUCCAGGAUGAGGCCGCUUAUCAAGCUGAUUCUACUGGCGACUGGGCUGUAAGCCCAAUACCACUAAAGCCACCCACAUCCCAGGAGGCUUCAUUGAGACGCUUGACAUCUCUACAGUGUGGAGAUCACCACAUGAAGCUCAGUGUGAAGACCCCAUGGCUCUCCCAUAUGACAGUGCAGCAAGCUCCAAACGCACCUCCAUUGCCGUUGCCCCUGGUGCCCUUAAACUGCGGUUACAUUGUGCAUCGAAAUACCCUCGGAUUCCUCAUCUACGUUCCUUAUGGUGGUUGUUACAUGCUUCAACAGGCUGGAAGUUACGUUCUUCCAAUGCAUUGGCAGGGAAUUCCAGUCUUGCUAAUGUGCACCAAACAUUCUCCGACUGACGCCCCGAAGGUCGCAGCCCCACUUCCAACCAAGGUGCCAAAUAUGGGCCAUGUCCCCAAGGUGCCCCCUAUCCCCAGAGGUCCAGGCUCUCCUUUAGGCAUCUGGUCUCCAAAUGACCCUCAUGGCCUGUCCCAAUCCCCUUUUUGGCCCAGGUCCCACUCUCCUCAUCCUGUGCCUCAUGUCCCCAAGUGGCCCUUUGUUCCCAAUUGGCCACCUGUCCCUCACCCUGGACUUCAGAAGCCCCCAUUGCCAAAGGACCCCAUGUACAAUUACAGGCUGCCUGCACCCCACAACCCCUAUAUGUCUCAUUACCCAGUCAUGCCGCACAUGCCUUACGUACACAAUAUGCCUAGGCCAUACCAGGUUCCCAAUGGAAUGGCAGAGUAUCCUGUCUACAACCCAUCCCUCUGGAACUUCCCAGAACAUAAGCCACGAUCUGGGAACUCCAAACAAAAUGAUCCUGGUAAAUCGGCAACUCUCUUAAAAUUUCCCCAAGGUCCUCAAACUACUCUUGCUCCAAUGAAGACGACUAUACCUGCACCGACUACGGCAGCACCAGCGACAGACACCACUGCGUUACCAUACAAUCCGUUGUUCCAAUACCCACCUGAGCUUAUGCACUAUAUCUCUUAUGAAGACUUGCUUGCUGCAAUGUAUGCCAAUCAGCAAAAAUAGCUCAAAUAAAUUUCCUUGGAACGUG
This is a messenger RNA of Corythoichthys intestinalis (scribbled pipefish), 1381 nucleotides long. Its product is annotated as protein enabled homolog. Bases 76 to 1356 code for a protein of 426 amino acids. The record is from RefSeq and is a predicted model, not a curated record. The transcript is spliced from 4 exons. NCBI's taxonomy places the organism in Eukaryota, Metazoa, Chordata, Actinopteri, Syngnathiformes, Syngnathidae.